GUUUUUCGGCUCGCUGGGCGAUAUGGAAAAGGCUCUGGCUGCAAUAUUUGCAGCGUGCGUGCUGCUGUCUUGUCUCGACGGGUGGGCGGUGCGGGGAGAAGGAGACUCGGGCGAUGGCGAGCGGCGGACUGCGGCGAAGGUUUCGUUCCUGCAGUCGCAACGUGUGGCGGAGUGGUUCGACGACAGCGCUCGAGACGCUCUGCUGGCUGCCCAGCUAGCACUCAGGGACCUCGCCACUGCAGGAGCUACCUCGGGGGACUCCUCUCCCGACCCGGAGCUGGUGGCAUAUGAUAAGGACGACUUGUUAGGAGUCAACGGUUCCGUGGUUGCCGUAGUGAGUGCAGUGUGCACUAACGAGACUUGCCACGCCCACUCUCAGUCAUCACACGGGAUUCCAGUAAUCUCAGUUUCUCCGUCAUGUCUUGGAGAACGCCGGUACGUGAACUCCACCACGAGUGACCAAAACUCCAUGACCCAGCCCUCCGCCCCGCUCUGCAUGAUCCCGUCUCUCUCCCACCUUCCUCGCGGCACUGCAGCUCUCAUCUCCAGCUACGGCUGGGUCCGGGUGGCUGUACUGACUGAACUGGAGAGCCAGCUGGUUAUGGAUCCUGUUGAGUUGUACCAGGAGCUGGUGGAUGCUGGCAUCACAGACAUCAUGGAGAUGCCCCUCUCUCCCAACUCAUCCCUCUCUGAUGCCCUGCAUCGCGACUACCGUAUCGUGAUACUGAACUCUUCACCAGUUCUGUCAAGACUUGUCUUGUGUGAGGCUGUUCGAAGAAACCUCAACAGAUAUGUUUGGAUCACACCCGGAUGGUAUCCCCGUGGGUGGUGGAGUAACGAAGGAGGUGCCCCUGUCGGUGACUCCCAAUCAUCACAACCGCCCUCGAGCUGCUCAGACAGCAACCUGGAGCAGUUUAUAGGGAACGGAAGAAGAGUACUAUCGAUUCUGCAGAGCCCUCCUUACACCAGCAACAGCUCAAGAUCGAUGGAGUUCCAGCAGAAGUGUCUGGAGAGUGGUCUGAAGGACUGUGUGUAUGCUAGCCUGGCAUACGAUGCAGUGUGGGCCAUUGCAGAGGCACUCGCUGAGACUGGAGACCUCCGUGCAGCUCUGGGAAACUCCACGUUUGACGGAGUUUCAGGUUCAGUGAAGUUUGAUUCUCAAUCUUACCGUGUGUUGGGUGGUUACAGACUGGGGCAGAUGAGGCUCACAUCAGACGAUGGUGGUCUAGAGAGUGUUCCAGUGGCCACUCUGACAGAAGAAGGCUCCAGUGCAGGACUGGUUCUCUCCUACCUCCCUGGAGAGUCAGAGCUCACGGUGUGGGGCGAAGGGGGGCCCCCUCCUGACGGUUCCCCGCUGACUGAACUCAAACACCCCCUCACCUCCCUCGUUGUCAUCUGCUCCGUUCUCUCUGGUGCCGUCAUUAUCUGGGCCAUCGGCUGCAUCCUCUUCAACCUCUACUUCAGGAAGAAGAAGAUAAUCAAACUGACCAGCCCGACUCUGAAUAUGAUGAUAGCAGUCGGAAUCAUUCUAACAAACAUGUCCACACCACUAACAAUGUACCCAGGUCUACCUGGUCUUGAGGAGGCCCUGCCCACCGUGUGCAUUCUGAGGUCGUGGUUGCUGCCCAUUGGGUGGUCUCUCAGUCUCUGCACCAUCUCUGUCAAGAUGUGGAGGGUGUUCGUCAUCUACCGCACCACCAAGAGACUCAAAUCACUCAAGGAAAAGAGGAUGAGGAUAUUUCUUCAAGAUAGUUUCAUGGUGGCAGUGGUCCUGUGUAUGGUGGUGGUGGACGUCAUUGUACUGAUCAUAGGGACAUCCCUGCCCCAGACACGCUUCACUCCGCAGCGCGUGCCCGACAGGGAAUUCCCCCCCUAUCGGAAUAGCGAGGAUGUGGAGGUUGUAUACGAGAACCUUCAGUGUGUGACGGAUAAGGGGCUCAUCUGGGUGGCCUUCCUCUUUGGCUACAAGAUCAUCUUCCUCAUCAGCGGUGUCGUUCUCGCCGUCCUCUCUCGCAAGGUGAAAGUGAAAGGGCUGAACGAGUCGCGAGAGGUCCAGGUGACCAUGAUUAUCUCGACCCCCAUCGUUAUUACGGGGCUGGUGUUGCGACUACUCCUCUCAGACUACCUCAACGUGGUGGGGACAUUGUAUGCCCUCAGUGGCUCCCUCUACGGAGGACUCAUUCUGGGAAUCAUAUUCUUGCCUAAGAUGGUGUAUCUGUGCAAGAACCCGUCAGGAGACCAGAUAUAUUCCUCAAAAAUUGGCAAGACCCAGUCACAAAUAUCAAGAGACCGGUCUGCAACCAGCACCAGUGUCGUGGCCUUUGACCCCGCACUAUCUCUCAAACCACUCAUCCGAAAGAGCUCGGUGGAGAGUGGACUUGGUUCCUCGGUGGCAGAGGAGGAGGGAAAGUUCUCAGAGAAGGACUGUAAGAACACUGCCGUCCCCAGUCAUAUCCUACCCACAAUUGAGGAGGCAGCGUGCAGCAAUGGUACGACACCUGGUAUCAGUGACUUUAACUAUUCCGAGGAAGUGGGUGUGGUUACAUCUCCUGGUGGCAGUAGCUCACACCCUCGGAUGGAUUCAACCAGAGAGGAGGAACAAGAAGGGGCGGAGUCACAGAGCCAAUUAUAGCACCGCUGUUUUAUUAUACAAUCAGAUGUGAAUCACAAAUCAUGAUUUAACUCUAGGCACAAACAAGUGUGGUUUGAGUGUUUUAUAUUUCAAUAGUUGGUGUGAUGUAAUAAUGACGUAAUUGUUUCAGGAAACAAUGACGUAAUCGCCUCAGGAGCAAUCAGUGUCGACAAUGGUAGGGGCGUACUCAUCAGGCUCGGAGGAGAAGUCCCAGUUGUACUGCUUUGUGAGGUUGUCUCGAAACUGGAGGCCUUUCUUCACCAGUCGUGAGUCCAGGGAGCUGCCUUGCUCCAGACAGGCAAAGAAAACCUGUAAUGUGGUGGUGAGAAAGUUGCUUCGAGAGACAAUGUCGACAAAGAAAUCGUCUGGUAUCUCUUUCAGCUGGAAAUGUAGCACGGUGAUAAAGUUGGUGAAGAGCUCAGUCUGGUCAGAGAGAGCACUCUCACUCAUACACAGCAGCCUCACCAGCUCCUUCCAGUGCUCAAAUGCAUCCUAACCAUGAGCCAGGAAAAAGCAGAGAAAAGCCAACUGUAGCUCCCCCAGCAGGUCUAGUGGGUGUGGUUUGAGGUCAUUAACGACUGGAGAGUGUAGCUGAGGUCCAUGCAAUGGUGGCUGAUCUCAGAGGGGGAAGCCCCCACCGGGUGCCGCUGCCUCGGUACCUCUGAAAACCUACCACACACGACCACAAAGUGUACUAUUGUAUGUGCCUAUUGUCAUUUCAUUGUGUUGGAAGGUUCAUUCUCAAUAUGCAAAUGUACUGAAGUUUACCUCAGUGCUGUCUCUGGUUUCGACUUGAAGAGUGGUAAAUCUGUUCUCCUCUUCUGAGAGGUACUGUCUACACUUGGUUCAAAGUCACCCACCCCGGCAAAUCUUCCACCUCCAUACCCCCUCCCUUCUCUUUCUCCUUCCAUCUCUCCAGUUACUUCCCUCUCUCC
Molecule: messenger RNA, 3567 nt
Organism: Geodia barretti
Lineage: Eukaryota; Metazoa; Porifera; Demospongiae; Tetractinellida; Geodiidae
Source: the annotation of a GenBank genome assembly